UUACUGGUCCCAGUAUACAUGGGAAUCUGAGUAUAUGUUAGUAGUCCUGAAAGUGAAACCGUCCCAGCUCCAGCUCUCCUAGUUCCAUCCCUGAUUCUGUAAUCAGUCCCCAGUCCCUGGUAUCCAGUAGCCGUGUACACCUUGAAUCAAAUUAAAUGGAUCUGUUUCAACUUUUAUCCAUGUGAAACUAUAUUCUAUGUGCAGAGGGCAACCCAUGGAAGUGAUCACGCGUUGAAUUAUUUAGUGAUAUUUUUGGAUUUACAGUGGAGAAGCCCAGGAGGGCUAAACCAGGGCUUUUAAUAUGGGGAACCAAGGCAGCCCUGUGCUAGUGUUAGUUAAACAGAUUUUGGUUCUGAGUUUUAUUGGAAGUAUACGCGGACAAAAUGAUCUUGAUUUCUGGAAUGUUGAAAGGCCAAAGGACAUGUCAAACCUGGCCAGUCUCGAGGUUAUGUGUGGGAAAACCUAUAUGGAGGUUCAAGUUAGCUUUGACCGGCCCUUCAACGGUAUAAUAUUCAGCAAGGGAGCUGUAGAUCAAUAUAAUUGUAUUUAUGUGAAACCACAAACCGGUUCAGCCUCAUACUCAUUCAACAUCAUGUAUGAUCAGUGCGGUACUAAACCAGACAUGAACGGGAAGUUUUAUGAGAACAACAUCGUGAUCCAAUACGACAAGGACCUCAUCGAGGUCUGGGACGAGGCUAAGAGGUUGAGGUGUGAGUGGUAUAAUGAUUAUGAGAAGGGGAUUACAAAAGCUCCAAUUCGAGUUUCUGAUCUGGAGGUUGUUGAACUAAACUUCAGAGGAGACAAUGUAGACUGUUGGAUGGAGAUCCAACAUGGUAAGGGACCCUGGGCUAGUGCUGUUAGUGGUAUAGUACCCUUGGGUACAACCCUAACUAUGGUAGUUGGUAUCAAUGAUAAACAAGGAGAAUUUGACAUGCGUGUAAAAUCCUGCUCUGCAGAAUCUGAGAAUUCUCGCGCAAUUCAGCUCUCUGACGAGCAUGGUUGCGUGCUCAGACCCAAGAUGAUCUCCAAGUUCAUGAAGAUCGCAGGAGCUGACACACGGGCAUCCGUCAUCACAUACGCAUUCUUCCACGCAUUUAAGUUCCCCGACUCCAUGUCAGUUCACGUUAAGUGCAAGGUGGAGAUUUGUAGGUUUGGUUGUCCGGAUCAUUGUCAGAAACCGAGCAGCUACAGAUCACAGGAACAGGACGUAUCUGCUUCCGUAUCCAGUCCGUCCUAUAAACCAGGACCAAGGUUUGAAGCACACAAAGCUGAUAAAAGAUCAGAUAAACAAGAAAACCAGCUAAAUGACGUAUUUGAUGAGUCUACAGUGAACCGACAGAAUGAUGCUCCUAGACGCUCCAAUGAACCUCUCAAACUACUGAAAAGUACACCAAGUCGUCCCGAAGAUGCCCCAAGACGAUUAAAUGAUUCUCCCAAAAGACCGGAAGACUCUCCAAGAAGAUUGGACGAUAUUGUUCCUCCUGUUAGGACUAGUCCGGAUCCUAAUCCCAGAUAUAUGCCGAGAGCUGACCAACCAAACAUACCUGAAACUAAUAAACAAUCCAAUAGACAGAGCUUUCUAGGCCUCAAGCUUCCAUCUCUUCCCAGUCUUCCAAACAUUUUUGGAGACAAACGACAAGACAAAGAACCUUUCUUUCAGCGAAGACCAGAAUCCGUACCAGUUCAGAGAACUGAUGUCAACGAAUUUCCUCAAGUGUAUCCGUCCUCCUUCAACUCUGCCAAUUCUCCAGUAGUAGAAGCUGCUCCGGCAGAUAUAAAGUUCCCACAUGGUCCCAGAGGACUAAACCUGGAGAAGCGUGCGGCACGUCAGAUUAGGUCUUCCGAGGAUUUGGGAGUUACAUCGGGAUAUCAAGUUAUCUCUGAGGUAGACUUGGCAUUUAAACCGAGCUUUGAGAACGGAAUGGGAGUUGCCGUUUUCCAGGGUAAAAUGCUCCCGGAGGAAGUUAUCUAUGGCGUAUGUUUACCGGCUACUGGAUUUUCUGCUAUGUUCGUCCUGAUAUCUCUUCUCACGGUUAUAUCCGUCCUGAUCUCCGGGUUCGUCUGCUAUCACAGACAGAUACAAAAACAUGUUGAAGAGGGGGCUCCUACUGCUCAAUCAUCCAAACCUCGCUCAUCCUCCUCAACCUCAACCGAAGUGACGGAUUGGGGUUCAAUAUCAUCUUUAUUCCGGAUGAACAAAGUUUAGAACUUUAGCUUAAAAUAAAACAAAUAAUCCAAACUGAA
This is a messenger RNA of Eurytemora carolleeae, 2244 nucleotides long. RefSeq lists its product as uncharacterized. The transcript is spliced from 8 exons. The record is from RefSeq and is a predicted model, not a curated record. Bases 302 to 2206 code for a protein of 634 amino acids. NCBI's taxonomy places the organism in Eukaryota, Metazoa, Arthropoda, Copepoda, Calanoida, Temoridae.